AUGUCAUCCUCCUCCAAACUACCAUACGGCGUCCGCGCAAAGAACCAUCCUAACAUUCUCGUGCGUAAACUGUUCGCAAUCGCCGAAGCCAAAAAGACCAAUGUGACCGUCUCAGCAGACGUAACAACCACAAAAGAACUUCUCGAUCUCGCAGACCAACUCGGCCCCUACAUCGCCGUCCUCAAAACCCACAUCGACAUCCUCUCCGACUUUAGCCCCGAAACUACAACCGGACUAAAACACCUUGCGCAAAAACACAACUUCCUCAUCUUCGAAGACCGGAAAUUCAUCGACAUCGGCAACACAGUUCAAAAACAAUACCACGGCGGCGCACUACGAAUCUCGGAAUGGUCACACAUUAUAAACUGUGCCAUCUUACCCGGUGAAGGGAUUGUGCAAGCUCUAACCCAAACCGCGACGGCGGAUGAUUUCCCUUACGGUAAUGAGCGGGGUUUACUCAUUCUUGCUGAAAUGACGUCCAAGGGAUCCCUAGCUAAAGGGGAAUAUACUACGCGUUCAGUGGAUUAUGCGCGACGAUAUAAGAAAUUCGUUAUGGGGUUUGUGUGUAAUCGUGCAUUGACCGAGGAACAAUCGACCGAAACAUCAAAGAGCGAAGAUGAGGAUUUUGUGGUUUUCACUACGGGAGUAAAUCUGGCUUCCGCGGGCGAUGCGUUGGGUCAACAAUAUCAAACGCCGCAGUCGGCGGUGGCUCGAGGCGCGGAUUUUAUCAUUUCGGGUAGAGGGAUAUACGCUGCUCCUGAUCCGGUGGAGGCUGUUAAACGGUAUCAGGAGCAAGGAUGGAACGCCUAUCUUGAGCGAGUGGGUUUGUGA
This is a messenger RNA of Talaromyces stipitatus ATCC 10500, 831 nucleotides long. Its product is annotated as orotidine 5'-phosphate decarboxylase PyrG. The record is from RefSeq and is a predicted model, not a curated record. Gene Ontology annotation, cellular component: cytosol. Gene Ontology annotation, molecular function: orotidine-5'-phosphate decarboxylase activity. The transcript is spliced from 2 exons. The coding region runs from base 1 to 831 and encodes 276 amino acids. NCBI's taxonomy places the organism in Eukaryota, Fungi, Ascomycota, Eurotiomycetes, Eurotiales, Trichocomaceae. Gene Ontology annotation, biological process: 'de novo' pyrimidine nucleobase biosynthetic process; 'de novo' UMP biosynthetic process.